This is a messenger RNA of Klebsormidium nitens, 4417 nucleotides long. The record is from the annotation of a GenBank genome assembly. Lineage: Eukaryota; Viridiplantae; Streptophyta; Klebsormidiophyceae; Klebsormidiales; Klebsormidiaceae.
CUUCUCACUCUCGAGCAGAGCUGCGUACAAAGUUCUGCGCUAGAGUGAAGUCUGAAGGCGGGGGAGGCGCCUUGACGGGGAAGGUUGCCUCUCUGAAGAGGAGAGUGGAGGGUUUCUCAUGCAGGGACUUGGGCAGAGCGUGGAUUAAGGUUGUCACCUCUCACUAAGAGUCCGAGUCUUACCUAUACUGCAGUGGAAAAGGAGGGGAUGCCAAGGAGUCCGAGUAGUGGAAAGCUGUCGUUCUCAGUCACCUAGGUGGUUCUUGCAGCAAGCUGCAAUACUUGCGCGUGAUUUGGGUUGCUGCACACCUGACUGCAGACCAGCAACUCGGUUCCAAACACCCAUUCCGUGAGAUGCUUGGCUCCUCCGUUCCUUAGCCAUGCGGCACCAACACCAUAGCAAAGGCAGGCGAGCCUCUCGCGCUGCGGUCGCACCCGUGAGCGCAAGCGAGUGGGGGGACCCCACCGGAAGCUCUGCGGCGGUGAUUGGUGCGGAGGACGGGGAUGAAGAGAUUUUGUGUCCCCUGUGCAUCGAGCCCCUGGACGAGACGGAGGUGCGAUUUAAGCCGUGCCCGUGCGGGUAUCAAGUCUGCCUCUUCUGCUACGAGCGGAUCAAGCUCGAGCUGAAUGGUCUGUGCCCCAGCUGUCGAACCGCCUAUGGAUCCCCCCAGGAAGCGAGCCCCCGGCAAUCAUCUCCGUCCUCCUCUGGCUCUUCUAACACUGCGGCAAGCACCUCUGACCGUUCGCAUACUCUAAGCGGGGGGGCAGUUCCCGUGCAAGGUUCCGACUCUCUUGAACCAUCGCAGCUGCCUGAGCCGGCACCUGCGCUGCCAAGAACCCCAUCAUUGCAAGAACUCCCGGACGCGUCCCCAGCGCCUCAGAGAGCUCUGGAAAAUGCGAGUUCAGAAGAGCCGGGUUUGUUGGAGAUAGCAAACAGAGGUCAGGCUGCCGCACCUGGGGGGAUCCCUUCGGAAGCCUCGGGAGAGCAGGCGAGCAGCAGUAAUUCUUCCAGAGCCUACCAUGCAGAAGCACCCGGUAGCAGCAAUGGGAACCACCGAAUGGGUGGCCCCCAGAAAGCAGUGCCUCAAAAAACAUCCCAGGUCGUUUGGGGUCAGACGCCGCUCCAGGGUGGCCCAAGCACCAGCGGAAGCGGCCCCCCGAACUGGGCGAGGCCUGGGCAGGCGCCGUCGGACGUCCACAGGGUGCGGCAGAAUGCGUCCGAGGCGGCAGUGCAGUCAUCGGUGGGCUUUUCUUGGGGCCCACCCGUGGUGACGUCGCAGCUGACGUCAGCGGACGCCCGACGGCGGCAGCCUCCCGAUUCUCAUGUGGUGGAAAAUGCCAAGGCCGUCAAGGAGGUGGUUAGGAACACGGCUAGUGACGGGGGGGGAAACGUAUGGGGAAGCGGGUCUAUUACUGCAGCGUCGGUGUUGAAAGGGGGGUCUGUUUCGCGGUCGGAGACACCCCCCCAACCCGUUCUGGUCGCAUCGUCCUUUCCAAGCCUGUCGGCGGGGGUUCCGAAGCCCCAAAACCCUGCUCGGAAGCCAGGAAAGCGGCCGAGGACGCCUGCGGGAAAGGUGAAUCGAAACGGGGGGUUGGGCCCUCCCAGUGCAAGCGCCAGUCCAAGUGUGACCCCCCAAAACAGUCGGCCAGGGACUCCCCUGGUAGAGAACGGGUCAGAGGAGAGGACUUUGGAGAGGGAUGUCUCUGGUUCCGGGGGGUUGGAGUUUCCGAGUGGGACUGCAAAGACGGCUGCAGGGGUGGGAAUAGGUGUUGGUGUGAAUGCGCACUUUGGGACGCACAUGCCUGUGCCUGCAGCUGCAUUCGCGGGUGUGAGUACUGGCUUGAAUGGUUCUCCUGCUUUGGACACAGUCCUGGGAGCAAACGCGGGCGGUAGAAAGGAGGACGGCGCGGCCGCUCUGAACCUUCUCACGAGCAAGCACGGUCGGAGCCUGAGCGAAGACGUACUUCGGGGAUUCGAGGGCUUGCGAUCAGAGGGGGGGUCCGCAAACGGUCUCCACCGCCCCACGUCGAGUGGGGGGGUGCAGGCGUCUACAUCGCGGCUCUUUUCGGGGGGGUACGGUUUACACAGGAGCCUAAGCAGCCGGGCGAGCAGUGUUGCGAGCGAGGAUUCGGGGGGUUCUGGCUCGCCUGCCAGAGGGGGGGGUUUCGGAAAGAGUGUGUAUGGGGCGGCGCUGGGUGGGGGGACGGUUUCAGGGGGGAAUGGGUGGUCGGUUGGAGCGGCCUCGUCAAGGCAGUACAGCGAGGGGUGGACUCCCGAAGCACUGGCAAAGGCUCGCGCGAUCAUCGCCGCGGCCCGGCUGGCCCAAGUCGGCCCCCCCUCCGCUCCGCCCCCCAUCCACGCAUGGCCCGCACACCCUGAACUCCAGUCAACCGGCGCCCCUCUUUCAGUGUCACAACCGGCCCCCCCGUCAUCCGACCCCCUCUUUUCCGCCAAGUCAGACGACAGCCUCUUGCGCCAGCUUGCCGAAGUCGGGGGACCCCUCGCGAGGCAGCUGAGUGGGCUCGCCGUCUCUGACGUCAGCGAAAACGUCGGCAGCGGCGGUCUGUUCGCAAUGGGGGGCCCGAGGCAGGGCGGUUUUGUGGGGGGGGACGGAGGAGGGGAGAAGGCGCGGGUGCCGCGCUCGCAGGGGGGGUCGCUCAGUCGGUCGAGCAGCCGGCAGAACAGCCUGGAGCGGGUCGUCGAGUCGUCGGUCUUGCACCUGGUGCGCGAGUGCGAGUCUGGCGCGGAAACUUCUGGAGAGAUCCUCCCCGACAACCCCUGGCAGGCGCCGCAGCUCUACCGUUCCGUCGGGGGCACAGUGAAACCGUCAAACCCUACCGGGUUUGACACUGCACCCGGGUUAAGCACUAACGCAUUUCAGGGGGGUUCGGUCUGGAACGAUCCUUUUGGUUCCGGUGCAGCUUUUGGAACCCCCUCCGAUCAGGGUCUAGGGUUAGGUGGGUUAAGGACCGCAGGGUUUAACGGAACCGGUUACUCGUCGUUCCUCGGGACGGGGGUGUCGGGAUCCGCCCCUGCUGUUCCAGCGGCCAUCCAAGAGGCCUUCAAUCGGCCCAUCCCGCCCGCUAACCCGGCCCCUAACCUGGCGGCAAACCCGUUCAAACCAGGGGAGAUUCCGGCUCCCUUCAGCUUCGGGUCAACGAAACCCCCGACUGGUCUUGCCAAUAACAGCAGCCCGAUCAGCCCCCUAGGAAACCUCCCCCCCUACCCAGCGCCCUCGUUCUUCGGCGCCCCCAACCAACAACAGCCGUUCGGUUCCCCCCCGUUCGCAGCGUCUGCCCCUCCCCAUGGAAUGGCCACCAGCCCCUCUUCGUUCAAAUCCGCACACUCGUUCUUCGACCAGGACUUUUCCUCCUCCCGCAUACCGCACCCGGACGCGUCCAUUCAGCAGCUCCCCCUCCCCGCCUCGCAUUCCCCGCUUUUCUCUUCCGCGGGGGUAAACUCCGCCGAGAUGCCCAUCCUCCCCAGCCCGCCCCUCGUGUUCUCCCCCCCGGGGGGCAACGACCUCCAGUUCCUGGGCGGUAGCGGACCCCCCCACCAGUUUUCAACAAACCCCGCCCCCUCGUUGUCGCUCAACUUCGAUGAUCCGGGGCCCCGGGGGCCAACUCGCGCAAGCGCAAACCGCAGGUCCGGGUCGCGCUUCUUCAAAAACGUGAAGGACGACUCCGGGGGGGGCGGCGGCUCAGGGGGAAUCCUCGGGAACGGCCCACCGUCGAUCUUAGGGAUGCCCGAGCAACCCCUGCCGGGAUCCCCCUCGGCGCUUCGGAAGAUGCGUGACGUCGGCGGGGGCGGUGCAAACUCGUCGUCUCCUAAGUCCGGCUCUCCCCGCUCCCCUAGGACACCGAAAGGGACUGCGAGUCCCGUUGUGAACAUAAGUGCGGCGCAGGCAGCUGCGGCUGCGGCACAGACUGGUCUGCAACUCGGAAGCAGCCAUCUGGGCGCGGUUCAUAGUGAGCACUCGGCGGCUAGGUCGCCCAAAGCGAAGUCCCAUCGUGCGCAAGAGUAUACUGCGGCACACAACGGGCAGGCAAGACGGAAGCCGAUGGGGGAGGGCUCCAAGCAGGUGCCUACAGUGCAUCAGUUGGAAAGAGGGGCCCCCAACGGGCUGGGAGGAUCCGGAAUCAGUCGGGCGUGAUUUUACAGAUUGCGACGUGGAAGACGACCAGUCGACUUCCCCGCCACAUUCAUAACAAGUAUUUGAACCUUGGAUAGGCUACGUGUGAAUAACUGGCAAGUAGUUGUACGUUCGCUUGGUCAUUUUACUGGCAUCCUGGAAAACGUUGGAACGCACUGUGGAUUCUCUUAGCAUCGACCUGUAGCAGCGCUUGCAAUCAACUCCCAUGGACGGUUGCUGCCAAACAGCCCGUGAAAUCUGCUGAUGAUGCUGAUCAAUGCGGGA